AUGCCAUCUUACGCCAUAGUCGGAGCCUCCCGAGGCAUCGGGCUUGAAUAUGUUCGACAGCUGGCGGGAAGGCCUGACACCGUUGUCUUCCCCAUCGUCCGUAACUCGGUUUCCUCAACGUAUCUCCAAAGUUUUGUCUCAGAGAAUACGAACGUUCACAUCUUAGAGGCAGACGUCGGAGACGCUGCAAACGCGCUUUCUGAGAUCACAGGGGGGUCUCUGGACUGUCUCAUCCACAAUGCAGCCCGAGUGGACCCGGACGCCGUCUUCAAGGGAUACGACGCGUACGAAACCGUCGCCGAGAUGGACGACGACCUCAUCGUCUCCUUCAAGAUCAACGCCCUCGGGUUCAUCCACGCCGUCAAGGCCUUCCUGCCCCUCAUUCGGGCCGCCUCUUCAGGCGGGAAGACAAUCGUGUCGAUCAACAGCGCCGGUGCCGCGCCCAACUUCAUCCGCGGCGUCGGGAUCGGACACAUGGUCGGGUACGGGAUGUCCAAGGCCGCGCUGCUCGUCGCGACGACCAAGUGGGCCGUCGACCUCGCGCCUGAGCACUUCACGGUCGUGUCGCUCAGCCCCGGGCUGGUCGACAUCUCCGAGACGGCCGGCGAUUCGGAGGAGGCUUCGAAGUUCGUCCGAGAGGAAGGGGAGAAGUACGUCCAGGCCGGGUUCCCGGACAUGGGCGCGCAGACGGUCGAGCAGUCCGUCGCCGCCCAGCUGAAGGUCAUCGACGGGCUGUCGGUGGAGGACACCGGAAAGUUCUUCGCGCACACCGGAAACGAGUUCCAGAUGUAG
Molecule: messenger RNA, 792 nt
Organism: Epithele typhae
Lineage: Eukaryota; Fungi; Basidiomycota; Agaricomycetes; Polyporales; Epitheliaceae
Product: NAD(P)-binding protein
Exons: 6
Coding region: 1-792 (263 amino acids)
Molecular function (GO): oxidoreductase activity, acting on the CH-OH group of donors, NAD or NADP as acceptor
Source: RefSeq, a predicted model, not a curated record